Molecule: messenger RNA, 1285 nt
Organism: Paralichthys olivaceus (Japanese flounder)
Lineage: Eukaryota; Metazoa; Chordata; Actinopteri; Pleuronectiformes; Paralichthyidae
Gene: gfer
Product: growth factor, augmenter of liver regeneration (ERV1 homolog, S. cerevisiae)
Biological process (GO): liver development
Cellular component (GO): mitochondrion
Molecular function (GO): flavin-dependent sulfhydryl oxidase activity; flavin adenine dinucleotide binding
Source: RefSeq, a predicted model, not a curated record
UGUCGGUGCUGCAGCUCAGUCGGUUAUUGGCUGAUGAACUGAGACCGGAGAGCGAACAUGGCAGCGCCCUCAGGACCGAGAGGACCCGCAGCCUCCAGCCCGACCGGGUUCCAGGCUUUCCCGUUCCCGGUGAGCGGCCCGGCACCGGAGGACAGUCCCGGGAAAGAGCAGCAGCAGAGCGGGGAGCAGAAGAAGCCGUGUCGGGCCUGUACGGACUUUAAGUCGUGGAUGAAGUUCCAGAAGAAACAGACGACAGCAGCUGCACAGGAGGUCGGAGCUACAGGGUCCGAGCCGCCAGAGGACCCACAGUGUCCGCUGGACAGGGAGGAGUUGGGACGUAACACCUGGUCCUUUCUGCAUACCAUGGCAGCGUAUUACCCCGAGCGUCCGUCCUCCUCAGCGCAGCAAGAGAUGGGACAGUUCAUCAACCUCUUCUCCAAGUUCUUCCCCUGUGACGAAUGUGCAGAAGACCUCAGAGGAAGAUUAAAAACCAAUCACCCGGACACCAGCAGUCGCCACGCUCUCUCUCAGUGGUUCUGUCGUCUCCACAAUGACGUCAACGUCCGGCUGGGGAAACCUGAGUUUGACUGCUCGCGUGUGGAUGAGAGGUGGAAAGAUGGAUGGAAAGAUGGUUCCUGUGAUUGAAGGAUUGUGUCUGGAGCACUUACAGAUGUGAGGACUGAGGCAGAGAACCUGUGACAACAACUCCUUCCUGUCAGUGCAAAUCUUUUGAGUGGGAACAAACUCUCAACGUCUCACGUUGUGGAAAAACUUAAUCUGAAGAGUGAGGUCCUGCUUUGUGGUCCGUCAUUAUAACUGAUGUGAAAAUAAAAGUUAAGGAUAGAAAACAAACUGUUUCUCAAGUCAGGACUUAACACUCAUAAGUUUUUCAGGACCUGUUGUUAAUUCAAGUUAAUGAGAGUUAUAAAUAUAUUGAAACUGAAAACAUGGAGGGAAACUUGUUCUCAACCUUUUAUCUGUGUACUCACUACGUUCUCUAAAUCUGGUUUUACCCAGAUUAUUUAAAACAACUCAGAAAAUCUUAAUUAAUUUGAUUAAUUUGAAAUUUCUCCUAUAAAAUAAAAAUACCAAAAAUGUCACAGAAAUAUAUAGAUUUAUAUUUGACAUAGUAAUGAUUACAUAAUGUAUUUUCUUGAACCACUUUGUGUGUGUGUGUGUCUGUUUUAAGGUUCUGAACCUGUUCCUUAAUGUGUAUGAUUUAGUGCUGAAAUUAUUUAACAUUCUAAUGAAUUGUUAUUUUGCAUCAUUAAAAAAGAUACAGAAA